AGCAUGCGAGCCAGCCGCGCGUUCUCGUCGGUGACGCGGAGCGUGUUUGCCCAUGCGCCGCCGUCGCUGGACCACGUGUGCAUUGUCUGCAAGGACGUGCGCAAAUCCAUCACGUUUUACGAGCGCGUCUUGGGGGCUCGCCACCUCUACAAGGACGACCCCAACUUUGGCGUCGACCCGGCCUUUCUCCAGAUUGGCUCGGCGCAGGUGGCGCUCUUGCCGCUCGCAGCCGGCCAAACGCAGAUCCGAGACCACAACGGAGCGCAUUUCGCCAUGACCUGCAAGGACGCCAACGACUUUGCGACCAUCAAGGCGUCCUUGUCGAGCGACUUGGCGGCGCAUGGCACGAACGCCCAUGUGCAGUUCGAAGACUAUGGCCGGCAGUUGUCGCUCUUCUUCAGCGACCUCGACGACAACAUUCUCGAGAUAACGCAUUGGAAGACUUCGUAGACGCAUGACGUGGCACGCUGUACGCACGCUCAUGCCCUCGAACGCGAAUGUGCCCGUCACGCGUGCUUUUUGUUGUGUGUAUUUUGGUGUGGGG
Molecule: messenger RNA, 544 nt
Organism: Saprolegnia parasitica CBS 223.65
Lineage: Eukaryota; Oomycota; Saprolegniomycetes; Saprolegniales; Saprolegniaceae
Exons: 3
Coding region: 4-450 (148 amino acids)
Source: RefSeq, a predicted model, not a curated record